GGCUCCCAAUCAACGAGACUUCGCGGCUAUUAAUACGCUCACUUUCUCGAAGCAAACGGAACUGCACGACCAAGGACGAAUGUUCCAACUCGUACAACGAUAAAAAAUGGAAGAAGACAUUUUAUCGCUUCAAGCUCGACUCUCUGCAUUAAAAUCAAAGAUUCGAAAAUGCAAUGAUGACUUGGUCGACAUACGAUUCAUGGCUAAAAGGAAUGAAGAUAAAAGAUAUGAAAACCUGUUGAACAGACCAAUACAACAAUUCACUACAAAAGUUUCGAUAUAUCAAAGAGAGAUUGAUAAUAUCAAACUGGACAUGAAAAUGAGACAGGAAGAAGCAGACGUGAACGAUUUCUUGUACAAAUGUAAAAUAGCUGGGCUGAAGGCGAAGAUUAAGGUUUUCCAAGAAAACCUUGAUUUCUUCCUAAGAGAAAGAUACAGAAGAGAAGCUGUGUAAUGGGAUUGUUUUAAACAACUAUAUCUAUCAAUGUAUAGACUGCAUGGCUUGAAAUAAAAUUGACACAU
Messenger RNA from Ciona intestinalis (vase tunicate), 522 nucleotides. The record is from RefSeq and is a predicted model, not a curated record. NCBI's taxonomy places the organism in Eukaryota, Metazoa, Chordata, Ascidiacea, Phlebobranchia, Cionidae.